Molecule: messenger RNA, 606 nt
Organism: Drosophila takahashii
Lineage: Eukaryota; Metazoa; Arthropoda; Insecta; Diptera; Drosophilidae
Source: RefSeq, a predicted model, not a curated record
AUGAAAUCAUUUUUAGGGAUUGUCCUCAUUGCGGUGGUUAGUGGCACCAAUAGGACAACCACCAGAAAGCCCACUACCAUUGAGUCCAUUGUGAUCCGAGUCCCACCGCCCCGCCCACUUUGCAUUCUCCCGCCCCAAUGCACGCUUCGAAGUCCGCGAGUCUGUGGUCGUCACCCCAAUGGGGACUGCCAGCGUUUCCGGAACAUUUGCGACCUGCUGGCCCUGAAUCGCCGGCGAAACCCCCUGCAGGUGAUUCACACCCGGGAGCUGGACUGCCGAGGAAUUCGAGGCGUGGGCGAAGCGAGCCGGCGACCUUGCUACUACCCUUGUCCCGCUCGUCCGGUUAUUUGCAAAAGAACGCCCCCCGAGGCGGAGAUCUGCGUUCGGUCGCGAAAUUUGCAUAGCUGCAAGCUGCUGGCCAACAAUUGUCAGCUGCGCAACCAGAAUUGCCACAGCCAACCCAGAAAAAACUGGCACCGCACCGAUAGACGGCGAUGUGGGCGACGGCAGGUGGGGGAUAAGCCAGAUGUCUGUGAGAAACUGCCCGUUCCGAACACUGCUGUCCCAAUAACGACCCGCAGACCCACCACCAAGGCCUCUGUAUAA